Messenger RNA from Nothobranchius furzeri (turquoise killifish), 2775 nucleotides. The record is from RefSeq and is a predicted model, not a curated record. NCBI's taxonomy places the organism in Eukaryota, Metazoa, Chordata, Actinopteri, Cyprinodontiformes, Nothobranchiidae.
AACCAGCAUGGAUACCGGAUCUCAGCAGCCACUGAAUUCAGUUCGGUCUCUUCUCCAGUAUCCGUUCGAGAGGAGAACUAUGGUGGAAAAACGUAAUGUCAAAGAGCUCGGACCAGAUCAGCCCGACGUAAAGAUAAGCCAGCAGGACAAGGAGAUGGGUAAACUGUACACACGAGGCUUCUCCCGAAAUUGGUACACCAGGAAGGCUUGGCUAGCUGGAUGCAAUCACGCUAAUGCGUUAUUUUGCUUUCCGUUUUUGUUAUUCAAAACGGCUGGGACAGAUAAGGCAUGGAUUGAGUCAGGAGUUACAGACAUGAAACAUUUUUCUGAGAAGGUGAAGAAACACGAGUCAUCCCAGGCACACAUGGACAACACGGUGAAGCUAGCCAUGCUAGGCAGAGCUAACAUUGCCAUGCAGCUCGAUGAGGGGCACAGGCUUGCAGUGAGGAAACACAAUGAAGAAGUGGAUCGGAUGCGGCACAUUUUGUCCAAGAUAAUUGACUGUGUUAAAUUUUGUGGCGCAUUUGAGCUGGCUUUGCGUGGCCAUGAUGAGACUGAAUCCUCAGAAAACCCGGGCGUCUUCAGGGGCCUAGUGGAUCUGGUUGCUUCACUUGAUGUGUUGGAGGAUCAUCUGAAGACGGCAACAGUUUUUAAAGGCACCUCAAAGACCGUGCAGAACGAGCUGUUGGACUGUAUGUUGUCAGUUAUUAAAACCCACAUUCUUGGAGAGGUGAACAAUGCAAAUUAUCUUGCUAUUCAGGCAGAUGAGACUACAGACAUUUCCACCCGCUGCCAGUUGGUGCUUGUGUUACGGUAUCUCGACAGUCAGAACAGCAUUCAAGAGCGUUUUCUUGAGUUCAUUCCUCUUCAGAAUGCAACCGCUGACACGAUUUCCACAGCACUGUUGGAGAGGCUGAGCAAGAUCAUCCCUGCUGGAAAAGAGGGAAAACUAAUUGCCCAGGCCUAUGAUGGGGCUGCAGUGAUGAGGGGAGCCACAGGUGGAGUGCAGUGUAAGGUGAAUGAUGUGUACACAAGUGCACACUACAUCCACUGCUAUGCCCAUCAGCUGAACCUCAUCAUGCAACAGGCAACUUCACACAUCUGCAGGAUCAGAACUUUCUUUUCAGACCUUGGUAGAUUUGCUGCAUUCUUCUCCCGGUCAUUCAAGCGAACCGCUGUGCUUGAUCAAGUGGUGGCGCACAGACUUCCAGCAACUUCAGCAACCAGGUGGAACUUCCACAGUCGUGCUGUCAACACAGUGUAUGAGCACAAGGAUGACCUCCUCAGAUGUUUCCAGAUGAUCAGAGACUCGGAUGACUUUGAUCCAAUCACUGAGAGAGAGGCAGGAGGCUUUGUGAGAAUGCUGGAGGAAGAAGAUUUCUGCUUUCUGCUGGCAUUGUUUCACAAGAUCAUGCCACAUGUGGACAUGCUGUUCAACCAGCUGCAGAAGAGGAACAUUGACUCUGUCUACAUCACAGGGGUCAUCCAGAGCUUCACCAACAGCAUGCAAAAGAUCAGGGACUCCAUUCAUUCUCUGACUGAGGAAUGCAGCGCAUCAAUGCAGCAGCAGCCAACAAAGAAACUGAGGACGUUUGGCCAGGGAGAACAACAGCAGCUGGGUGCAGAGGUUUGUGACACCAUCCUGAGCCAUGCAAAAGAGCGAUUCUCUUUUACCAAGCACCUCGUUGCUGCCACUCUGCUACAAAGUGACUUGUUUGUGCAACACACAGCGCAGUUCCCAGAUGCAGCACUGGCAACCACUGUAGAGGCCUACCCCAUGCUGAACAAAGCUAAGCUCAGAACAGAGCUAUCCCUCAUCUAUGAGAACCAUGAGUUCAGGGCUUGCAGUGGUGCACUGACUCUCUUCCAGUUUUUCAUGGAGAACAAUCUUCAAAGCACGUUCACAGAGACUGUCACUCUUUUGAAGAUUCUUGUCACCACACCCAUGACCACAGCCGAAUCAGAGAGGUGCUUCUCUACUUUAAAGAGGAUUAAGACUUUCCUGAGGAACACCAUGUCACAGGAUCGGCUGAAUGCUCUUGCCAUGCUCUCCAUGGAAAAAAAGCUUGUCACAAACAUUCCUGACUUCAAUAAAAAGCUAAUCGAGAGCUUUGCCAAUCAGGACAGAAGGGCAAAAUUUCUGUACAAAUGAGGUGUCACACACACACAAAUGCAUCCACUUGAUCUUUGUAUAAAGUUGACCUUAGCACAACACUCCAGAAAUAUUUUAACAGUGUAAAUUUCUGGCAUUUUGUCUAAGUACUGUUUACUACCAUUACUGUAACAGUGACCUGCUCAUAAUUUUUCGUGUUCACUCAAAUGUUGAAAUUAAACAAAAUGUUUUUGUUACUUGCCUCUUGCAUUGCCUAUUUAUGGUCAUGUUAUUUUAUGUGCAAUUUAAUGCAGUAUUUUUCAACCUUGGUCUGCAAGGCAGCGUGCCAAUAGUCAGACACACCUGGAUUAAUCAGUUUGUCCAAUGAUGUAAGACAGGAAAUAAAAUAGCUGUGCUUAAUUCAGGAAAUAGUGAAGUUGUGCACAAAGCUCAGAAAGCACAAGUUUGUUUAAAAAAAAUAGCACAGCCCCACCAAAAAUAUUUUUCACCAGCCGCCACUGAUCAUGAUCUAGAUGGAGAGAAAACACAACGGAGAAGUGGAGACACUAUGAGGGUAAAAAAACCGCUUUUCAAGAAAAUGCUGGUAAAUGCACAUGUGACAAACAGUGUCUGUGAGAAUGAGAAGAGCAGAAGGUCUGCACUAUGUCCUAUAACAGAACUGU